Messenger RNA from Leptopilina heterotoma, 3231 nucleotides. RefSeq names its product neuroligin-4, X-linked-like (gene NLG-5). The coding region runs from base 380 to 2893 and encodes 837 amino acids. The transcript has 9 exons. NCBI's taxonomy places the organism in Eukaryota, Metazoa, Arthropoda, Insecta, Hymenoptera, Figitidae. Gene Ontology annotation, molecular function: neurexin family protein binding; signaling receptor activity. Gene Ontology annotation, biological process: postsynaptic membrane assembly; chemical synaptic transmission; neuron cell-cell adhesion. Gene Ontology annotation, cellular component: cell surface; synapse; postsynaptic membrane. The record is from RefSeq and is a predicted model, not a curated record.
CUUGAACUUAUCAAGCCGAAGGAUGAUUGGAAGGAAUUCAUCGUUUCAUGGUAACUGAGAGCCAGAUAUCAAAGCUUCCCUUGAGACAUAUCAGUGACUUUCGUUGACGGUGUAUGAGUUUAUGUAUGGGGGAGUUGUGUGGGUUACCAGUGCUCCAAAGUGAAUUAUUAGCAUAACGAAGUUACAAAGUGAUCCGUUAUAGGGGAAAGCAGGUGGCACAGUGAGGGGAAAGUUCGCCGUUUGAGUUUCCCCACAGCAGCAAGGAGAAUAGGUGGUGUCAUCGUUUCGCGGAUGGUGCUAAUGUGAUAGUAAAGGAAAGGGAGUGUAAGGUCGAGGGGUGGCUCAAGGCGCGGUAUGGUGGUUGCCAACAAAUGCUGCCAUGCUCGAGCGAUGCCAGCCGGCGGCCUGGACGUGGCCCCCGCUGGACCAGAGAAUCCUGAGGAUGCGGUGCAACCUUGUCUUCUCUCUUGGCAAGAUCGGCUUUCUAUUGCUUGCCACCAUCAUAUCCAGCACCCAUACAACAAGAUACGCGUCCAGAAUCGUCGAGACCAAGAGUGGACAAAUUCGAGGAGUUCUACAAGAACUGAGCAGCCAAUAUUUAGAUCCAGUGGAGGUCUUUCGUGGAAUACCGUACGCUGCGCCACCUGCAGGAAGCUUACGCAUGAAACCACCAAUGCCACCUCUACCUUGGGCGGGAAUAAAACUUGCGGACACUUUUGGAGCCGUUUGUCCUCAAAAGUUGCCGGACAUCAGCAACAUGUCGAUAGCACUAACACACAUGCCAAAAAGUCGCUACACCCAAUUGCAACGUUUUUACACACUACUGACCAAUCAGAGCGAAGACUGUCUUUUCUUGAAUCUCUACAUUCCCGGAAGCGGAUCACGAGGAGUGGAUGCGCCCUAUGCAGUCAUAAUGUACGUUCACGGUGAAAGCUUUGAAUGGGGAUCCGGCAACUUUUAUGACGGAUCCGUACUUGCCAGUGCUGGUCACGUUAUUGUGAUCACUCUCAAUUACCGCCUUGGAAUAUUAGGUUUCUUGCGAACUGCCUCGUAUCCGGAUGUGGUCUCAAGUUCUGGAGGUAAUUUGGCUCUAAGGGACAUAGCAAUGGGACUUCGUUGGGUUCGGGAUAACAUUGCUGCCUUCGGUGGUGACCCCACGAGAAUCACGUUAAUAGGUCACGACACGGGAGCCGCUCUAGCAAAUUACCUACUACUUGCACCCUUUGGGAAAGGUCUUUUUCAUCGAAUCGUCUUACUCAGCGGAUCCGCCCUUAGUCCUUGGGCUUCAAUUCACAACCCUAACGAUUUGCAUAUUAAAAUUUCCCAGCAAUUGAAUUGUACCAGUGAAGAUGAUGAUAUCGCAGAUUGCAUUCGAGAUGCGAAUCUUACAACGUUGCUAAAUCUAGAACUUCCUGAAAUCAGGUUUGUGCCUCAAAUAGGUCCUAUUAUACCUAUUGAUCAAAGUAAUCCGGACCCUGGACUUGAUAUGGAACGUGCAAGCGAUGCAUUCAUUGAAGUUCCACUAAUGUUGGGAGUCUCAACAGCAGAGUCCUACUUGGAUUUUAACACCGAAGACAUUCAAUAUGGUUUCGAGGAAGAUCAGCGCAAUCGGAUUCUGCGCACUUUCAUCAGGAACACUUACUACUAUCAUCUCAAUGAGAUCUUUUCAUCGGUGAAAAACGAGUACACUGAUUGGGACAAGCCAAUCUUGCACCCCAUCAAUAUUAGAGACUCGACUAUGGAGGCAUUGAGCGAUGGACAUACAGUCGCACCACUGAUGAGGAUCGCAUUCUAUCAUGCAAGAAGAGGGGCCAAAACAUACUUUUUUCACUUUAAUUACCAGACAAAGGACAGUGAUUAUCCUCAACGGCUUGGAAGUGCCCGAGGCGAAGACAUACCGUACAUUUUUGGACUCCCUUUGGUUUCCGGCGGUCGAUUCUUUCCUCACAAUUACACCAAGCAAGAUCAAAGUGUUGGUGAAGCCAUGCUAACAUUCAUCACAAAUUUUGCCAAGACCUCGAAUCCCAACUUACCUCACAAUAUCGAAUCGGUCGACUACGGAAAUGCCAGAGAGAAAACACGAUUUCGAGGUCUUCUUUGGGAAGAAUACGAUACCAAUAACCAACAAUACUUAAUGAUCGCUCAAAAGCCAAAGAUGAAGAGCCAUUAUCGAGGUCACAAAAUGGCAUUAUGGCUGAAUCUAAUUCCGCAACUCCAUCAACCUGGAGAUGAAGAUGUAUCAAUGCGUCAUCAUCAUUUCCGCGAGAAAGGCGAUCAGUACUAUGCAGGUGCAGUACGAGACGAGUGGUACAUUCCACCACCCCUACCAGAAACAAGCAAAUCAGUAACUUAUCCAACAAUCCUCUGCUCCACUUCCUUGGAAGAUCUCGUAACCGAUGAUCCAUCAGACGUUCUUGACGACAAUGAGGAUGACGCCGAACUUCUCCAAAGACUCGCCUCCCGUCAUUACUACAGCACCACAACAGCCCUUGCAAUAACCGUAGGCGUUGGUUGCAUUCUCCUUGUCCUCAACAUGUUGAUUUUUGCCGGAAUUUAUUAUCAACGCGAUCGCGACAAAAAACGCGCAGCAAUGCAAUGCUGUCCAAAUAAUCAAGAAGCUGUUCCAAUGAGUUCACGCGGUGAAGCAAGUCAUCAUCAUGACGAUUCGAAAACGGGUCCAGAACCACCUCCCCUCUAUACGACACUAACUCGCAGUUCAUCAUCAGGACUCCCAAAGGAUCAACGUUCACCAAGUGAUUCAGAACGUCCCGGUUCAAAAGCUGGGCAAAAAGAUACAACACCACCGAAACCUCCUGCCAGGACAACGAGUUCCUUGAGUUCGACUAGCGGUACAAUUAAGAAACGCGUUCAAAUUCAGGAGAUAUCCGUAUAGCAUUAGGGGUUGCCCCCAGAGGGCAAUAACACUAGAUCGAAACACGUCACUUUCGUAGAUGAAGAGGCUGUAAUUGAGUCUCGAUUUUAAAUCCGAUGAUUGAAAGGCAAAAGAUUGGAAUGUUUCUCCAAAACCUCUAAACUUGUUGUUUCACAAUAUUGUGGCAAUUUUACGGAAGCGCUCAUGCGCAAACCCUAGCAAGUGUGCUUGCCUACCGCUCUGAGCAUCUCGAAGCAGCUCGGCAUGUGUGCAUAUAGGCACACCUGCACGUGUGCUUUGAAUGUUUUGAUUGUCAUCAUUUUUCAUAAAUUAAUAAAAACUAAGUGCCUUAUUUAAUU